GUUAGCCGUCUGGCUGCAUGCGGACAGUAGCCUCAGUACCAGCAUGGCUUACAGUGCGAAGAUCGGUCCGUCCAUCCUGAGCAGCGACCUGUCCUGUCUGGGCAGCGAGUGUGUGCGGAUGAUGGAGUGCGGGGCAGACUACCUGCACCUCGACGUUAUGGACGGGCACUUUGUUCCCAACAUCACAUUUGGCCAUCCCAUGGUAGAGUGCCUGAGGAAGUCAGUAGGCCAAGACCCUUUCUUUGACAUGCACAUGAUGGUGUCUCGGCCGGAGCAGUGGGUGAAGCCCAUGGCUGCAGCAGGAGCCAACCAGUACACAUUCCACCUGGAGGCCACUACCAACCCUGGGAAUCUCAUCAAGGACAUAAAAGAGAGUGGCAUGAAGGUGGGUUUGGCCAUAAAACCUGGUACAACAGUUGAAGAGCUGGCACCUUGGGCUAACCACAUCGACAUGGCUCUGGUCAUGACUGUUGAACCUGGCUUUGGAGGACAGAAGUUCAUGGAGGACAUGAUGCCCAAGGUGAGCUGGCUGCGGAGUCAGUUUCCUUCGUUAGACAUUGAAGUAGAUGGAGGGGUUGGGCCUGACACCAUUCACAAGUGUGCAGACGCAGGAGCCAACAUGAUAGUGUCAGGCAGCGCUGUGAUAGGCAGCGACGACCCUCGCUCUGUAAUCGCUCUUUUGCGCACUGUGGUGGCCGAAGCAAUCCAGAAACGCUCCCUGGACCGCUGAAAUGUCCUCUUUGGGGAGAUCCCCACUGCGACGCUCUACCUGCCCGUCCCAGCAACAUACCACAGAAGCCAGUGGAACAGACUCAAUACGGACAUUUCUGGGGUAGAGGUCGGGGGUUACACUCAGAGCAACAGACUUCUGUGGAGGCGUGAGCUGAUGGCCAAAUCUAAAAUCACUUUGAUGUGAGUGAAGCUGCAUCGUGCCUCUACAAAACUGUUUGAACUUCAUACUGUCCUGCCUCAGUCUCUCCUCUCUGAACAGUAAAGUCAAAGUGAGUCUCAUCAUUUUGAGACUGGAGCUGAGGUUACGCUGAUUUCACAUCUGUAAACAUUCCUGAAUAUUGUUUUGACUUAUACUAUAAGUUGAAAGAAUAAAUUAACUAUGGAAAUAAUAAGACCCAUUGAGCUCUGUGUUUAGUAUAUCUUUUGUUUUGCAAGUAAUUUUUUAUUUCCACCUCAAAUCAUGUUUCAUACAUAAAACUGUUUGAUAAAAUAGACCAUUCACAAACUUCUUGCUGUACUACUAAGCAUGAAUACUAUACACUACAAAACUGAGAUUUGGUUUUGCAGAUUAAAAAGACUCAAGUGAA
Molecule: messenger RNA, 1319 nt
Organism: Toxotes jaculatrix (banded archerfish)
Lineage: Eukaryota; Metazoa; Chordata; Actinopteri; Toxotidae
Gene: rpe
Product: ribulose-5-phosphate-3-epimerase
Exons: 6
Coding region: 44-730 (228 amino acids)
Biological process (GO): pentose-phosphate shunt, non-oxidative branch; carbohydrate metabolic process; pentose-phosphate shunt
Cellular component (GO): cytosol
Molecular function (GO): D-ribulose-phosphate 3-epimerase activity; metal ion binding
Source: RefSeq, a predicted model, not a curated record